AUGCCUAUCUCCGCCGAGCACCAAGUCGCCCGGGGAUGGCGGUCUUCCAGAAAUUUGAUCGUCGCCACGGCUUGCGUUGCCUUGUUUACUGAAACCCUUCUAUUCGGAUUUCCCGUACCGAUGCUUCCUUAUAUGCUAGAAGAGCGCCUUCACAACGAGCCAUCCGAAACAACCGAUACCACCAACAAGCUGCUGAGUCUAACCGGUCUCGUGACAAUGAUUUGCUCCCCUGUUUUCGCAAGGAUAUUCGAUAAGACCUCCAAUAAAAAAGGCCCGCUUUUUCUGUCGCUCGGGCUUUGUCUUACGGGGACUGUGCUGGUCGCGUGCACUCAUCAAUUAUGGACACUAUAUCUGGGCAGGAUCCUGCAGGCAGUUGCCGGCUCGGCAGCAUGGCUUGUCUGUACGGCUAUGAUAACGGAGAGUGCAAGUGAUGGUGGAAUGGGGACAGUGAUGGGACUAAUGAGUGGGCCAAUGCUCGGUGGUGUUUUGUUAGGCUGGGUGGGAUACUGGGCAGCUUGGUCUGUGCCAAUGGGCCUGCUAUUUCUCGACAUGAUUGCGCGGUUGAUUAUAGUCCAGCCAGAGCGCCAUUCACACGAUUCGGACAGUUCGUUUCAUGAUACCAAGCACAGCAAGCCAUCCCAUGUCGCCCCAAGCGACUCACACCCUGAUGUGGAGGGAGUUCAUACUGAAACAUCGCCCCUUCUGCCACCAUCGGCUUUGGUAACGAAGGUAGGCUCAGACACAGAAACGGAAGUGGGAAUCGAUAAGGCUUCAGUUGCGGAAACCCACAAUUUCUACGCAGUAUUCCUUCAAGACAUUAGUAUAUGGACAAGCAUUCUGAACACGAUUGUCCAAGCCGCGAUUCGAGCAGCCUUCAACACAACUUUACCCAUUUAUCUUCGGGAUACCUUCAAUUGGGGCCCGUCAUCAGUCGGAAUAACUUUCUUCGCUCUCCAAGUCCCUAUAGUCUUUCUCUCCCCUAUUCUUGGCUGGACCCGAGAUCGCGUCGGUGUCAGAUACCCAACAACGGCUGGUUGGGUUCUUCUUUGCCCCUUACUAUGCUGUUUAGGUAUUCCUGGGAGUGGAACAUUUUGGGCUAGUGGUAACCAGAGAAUUGAAGAAGCUGCCUUUAUUAUAUGUAUAUGUGGUAUUGGAUUAGUUUUGCCAUUCGUUCAAGGUGCUGGAGCUUUGCAUAUGCGGAACGUUGUCGGGAAGAUGGAAAACGAAACCCCCAAUAUCUUUGGCCCCCAUGGUGGGCGCGCGAGGUGCUUCGCGCUACUUUCGGUCUCGUUUAAUACUGGCCUGACGCUGGGCCCAGCCGUGGCUGGAUGGCUGUUUGGCAACGUUGGGUAUUGUUACAUGAAUAUUGUUCUCGGUAGGUGA
Molecule: messenger RNA, 1383 nt
Organism: Penicillium atrosanguineum
Lineage: Eukaryota; Fungi; Ascomycota; Eurotiomycetes; Eurotiales; Aspergillaceae
Product: Aprataxin-like protein
Exons: 5
Coding region: 1-1383 (460 amino acids)
Biological process (GO): transmembrane transport
Molecular function (GO): transmembrane transporter activity
Source: RefSeq, a predicted model, not a curated record